This is a messenger RNA of Alosa sapidissima (American shad), 2572 nucleotides long. It is a transcript of the gene dand5, whose product is annotated as DAN domain family, member 5. Gene Ontology annotation, biological process: determination of heart left/right asymmetry. The record is from RefSeq and is a predicted model, not a curated record. The transcript has 2 exons. NCBI's taxonomy places the organism in Eukaryota, Metazoa, Chordata, Actinopteri, Clupeiformes, Clupeidae. The coding region runs from base 1319 to 2077 and encodes 252 amino acids.
UCACUGUGAGCUCUGGGUUGCUUCUCAUUUGAUGAGCCUGUUUUGUCAUAUCAAAACUUACACUUACAGUUGUUACAACUGUGUUUAUAGGGACAUUGAAAAUGGGUUUCAGUGGUUCAAAUCCCAUAUUUGCCAAAGGUCUGUAUGAGUAUUCCCAGGCUACAUUUGAGGUUGAACACACACACACACACAGAGUAACACCUUUUGUUGGUAAAUGUGCACAAACAUACAGCACCCUUCACAAAUUUGCACUCCUGGUAAAGUUAGAGUAGAAGGAGUGAAACAGCACAGUGAAAACUAUGAAGAUAAAAUCCGACCUUGAUAGGAAAGCAUUUAUUUGUGAGGAAAAAAACAAGAAUCACUCAUAAAGACAAAAACAUACACAAAUCAACUAAUUCCAAAGUAGAACGUUAGGGGUAGGUUAUUAUUGUGUUGGCCUAGAUAGCUAUAAGCAAAGUGAAAAACCUGGACUUAUAAUAUAAUAAUUGAAUAUAAUUAUUUUCCCCAAAGGUCACACAUACAUUUCCCUCUCAGGCAACGUGGGAAGCUUUGUAGUCGUAAACCCAUUAGUAAAGAGUCCUACAGGCAACAGCCAUGACAGUCUACACAGCGUAUUGCUUAGUCAGUCCUGAAGCCUAAUGAUUUUACUACCGGUGAUGAUCGUCCUCAUUACGUUUAGCGUGGGACCAAACCGAUUCGUGAUCAUGUAGCCUAAAGAUCCAGCGGUCAUCUGAACUUUAUGUAUCAGUGUAGCCAAGCGUAAGUAGCCUAACCUCUAAAACGAUCGAUGUUUACCGUUGUUUCGUUUCAAUAAAUAGGCAAAUGAUAUCGGGAGUCACAUUAAUCGGUAGAGUUGCAUCUGGAUACAUAUACAUUGUUCCCUCAUUGAACCAUUUGGUCUUUGGUCAGCGGUUUCCCACGGAACUAAUGGACCCCGAACUGGUUUAUGUGUGCCUCGGCUGUCACCUGUGCUCGAAAACACACCUGCCAUAAAUAUCAAAAGCACAAACGUUUCAAGUCCCUAUUGCCCCCUUCCAGUGUAUCGGGCAGGUGCGACAAAUCCCGCGAUCCUAACGGGUGGGAAUUAUGGCACCAUCGCAAUCAGUCCAAAAGGGUGGACUCGAGAAUCUUUAUAAAUACGGUGAUCUGCCUCAAGUUUUCCACAGACAGCAAGGUUACCUGUUGGAACCUUGAACCGCAGAGGAAACUAUUUUUCAGUAGAGUUCGAAACAAACCUUAAGUGAUUCCAGCAAAAUCCGUUACGUUGCAUAGGCCUCUAUCAAUAUCUUGAUCGCCUACUUAACUGCCAGUAGUCAUCAUGAGCGUUAAAAUCAGCACCGUUUUGUUUUUGCUGUGUGCCUCGGCGCACGCUUUCCCUCGUAACGCAAUCGAAAGCGUGAAAAAUGCAGCAGCCGAGUUUGACGCAUCUGGUGCUGGAUCAGACGAACCUUUUCGGGGAUCGGUUAGAGUCGUCAAAGUCAGUCCGCAUUUCCUGAGGCACACGGGGAUGUUCAGGAACGGUUUGUCACCCAGAGGCGCGCCAUCUCUCCAGGGCGCUUUUCCAGAUUUCUUGUCGCUCGGUCGCGCGGGCCCUUCCACCAAACUGUCGGUUCCUCCAGUGGUUCACCUCCGCGACAGCCAUCACGGCGCCGACACGAAGAGGAGGCAGGGUAUGAGCAUGUGGCAGCGUGUGAUGGACAAGUCCGAGCGCGAGAAGGAGGCGGUGGUUCUGCCCAUAAAUCCGAAAGAUGUGUCCAAGCAAAGCUGCGCAGCGGUCCCCUUUACUCAGCGAGUCACCGCGGCGGGGUGCGACACAGUGACUGUGCAUAAUCACCUGUGUUUCGGUCAGUGCAGCUCAAUGUUCGUGCCUCCCACUGAAGACGCCUCUCUUCCCGUCAUCGGUCACCGCGGCGCCCCGUGCUCGCGGUGCGCGCCAUCCAAAGCGCACACAGUGACUGUUCCUCUGCGCUGCGGGCACGAGGUGCGAAUGAAGCGCGUGAUGGUGGUGGAGGAGUGCAAAUGCGAGACAGGUCGUGAGGAGCUGAGGGCCGAGUCCUUUGCAAGGACACAUUUAUAAUUGUUGCAGUCUGAAUGUUUAAUUCAGAAACUGAUUGCAGACCUACCGGUAUUCAUAUGUUUCCUGUAAAUGCUAUGUCAUGCUGCUUUUGUCUGUUGUUCGUGUGGUCUAACAAGAAAGAUUAUCCUUUUCCAUGUUUGUAGUCAUUAUCCAUAUGUUUCAUAUGUUUGUCAAGACUAGGUCGAGCUUGUCGGCCAGAGCACUUUCUUUUCUAUUACUGACGUUGCCAAAAUAUUUAUUUUGGCUUAGUUUUUGUUAUAUUUGGUCAAGCAAAUGUUCCUAUUUGAUGUUGGCUACAUUUUGUUUGUUUUACUGUAAGUGUGUUAUGUUAAACUAUGGGGAUAGACUAGGCCUAUUUUAAAGCUUGACUGAAUGAAUAACCUACUGUGUAGGCUAAUUCAUGGAGAAUUAGUGAAGUCUGCAAGUCAUGUGUUGCCAUAUUUGUUAUUACCGGGUCUCUGUUCUAGGUCUUGUUGAUUUGCACUCCUUUGUGUG